Molecule: messenger RNA, 1380 nt
Organism: Cladophialophora bantiana CBS 173.52
Lineage: Eukaryota; Fungi; Ascomycota; Eurotiomycetes; Chaetothyriales; Herpotrichiellaceae
Exons: 2
Coding region: 1-1380 (459 amino acids)
Molecular function (GO): protein binding
Source: RefSeq, a predicted model, not a curated record
AUGUUUGGAUCUCUCUUCUCUCGCAACCUCAAAGUUGAGGAGCACAACAUGAUGAACCAAGCAACCCCCGCACAAUCGCAGAGCCCUGCGGUGGAGGCGCAAGCGGCUGGCGUGCAGAAAGGGAAGUCCAAGGUCAAAUUGACCGCUGGCGAUGGAGCGAGGCGUGACGGUGCAGAGGUAGAGAACGAAAAUGCCCGAGACAGCGAUGGCUCCGGCGACCCAGAGGGGGAAGAAGAGGACGAGGAAGAGGAGGAAGAGGACGAGGACGAGGAAGAGGAUGAUGACGAUGAUGAUGUGGACAACUUCACAACCUCGGAGAUUGUAACCGUCCACGUCGGCCCGAAGCGCAAACGCUUCCACCUCCAUCGCGACCUGAUCUGCCAGCGCUCUCCCUUCAUGGAAAAAUGCCUUCAAAAGAACCGCUUCGACGAGGGUUACAAGAAUGAACUCUACCUUCCGGAAGACGACCCAAAGGCAUUCAGCAUAGUGGUCGAGUGGAUAUAUCGAGGAAGACUGCCCGUCUUUGGGACUUUUGGGACGAGUGCAAUUGGUAGUGGAAGUACGGCAGGCGCAAGAGGGACCACCGGGCUAGAUAUGUGUGACAUGUCGCAGGCGUAUUGCAUGGCGGAUAAGUUUGGCAUGGAGGAGCUGCAGAACGGCAUCAUGGAUUGUAUCCGGACGAAUUAUAGACUGGGCAGUGGCAGUGGCAGUGGCAGUGGGAACGGCCAUAAUCACAGUCACAUCCAUCACAUUAUUGGUGGAGGACACGGCAGCAACAGAGACGCCAGCAGACCGAGCCUCGUCUCAAGCCUAUCCGCACCAGGAGCAGACAGAGACGCCCAAACCGGGUCCGACUCAACAGCGUCUGCAAACCUCCGCCCCAACUAUUCAGCCCUCGCCCUCGUCCACCUCCACGGACCGCACAAAUCACCGCUGAAACGCUUCUUUAUCGAGCACCUCGUCCACCAUAUGAUGACAUUUCCGCGCUACUACCAUGAUCACCUCAGGAAAAGCGUUGCGGACGACACCGACCGCGCGGAAUUUGAAGAACUCUUCAAGAUCCCGGAGUUGGCGAUGUUGAUCAUGCGCAAGGUAUGGCAAUGGCAAAUCGAAAAGUUUGGCGACCCAGCGAGGGACAAGGGCUGCGCCUACCAUGUGCAUUCCACCACGCAGUGCGACUCCAAAUUGAAGGCUGCUUCUUCCAUGGCGGGGAAAGGCUCUGCUGGAAAUCGGCCGAUCGGAUCAGGGCUGGGAGGAAGCCCAAGUACGCAUCCGGCAGUGCUUUUGCAGAGCUUAGCCCGAAACCAACAGAACCAGAGUAGUUGGAUGGGUUCCCCGUCGACGAGUUUGGGCGGGUGGCAUCCUGGCGUUGGGUGGUAG